Molecule: messenger RNA, 2322 nt
Organism: Serinus canaria (Common canary)
Lineage: Eukaryota; Metazoa; Chordata; Aves; Passeriformes; Fringillidae
Gene: RASSF2
Product: Ras association domain family member 2
Exons: 12
Coding region: 285-1268 (327 amino acids)
Biological process (GO): positive regulation of JNK cascade; regulation of non-canonical NF-kappaB signal transduction; positive regulation of protein kinase activity
Cellular component (GO): nucleus; cytoplasm
Source: RefSeq, a predicted model, not a curated record
CGCGUCCCGCCCCGCCCAGGGGCGGCCUCCGGGGCACCGGCUGAGAGCGGAGCGGCACCGGCACCGGGACGGAGCGGCCGGGCCGGAGAACAAUAGCGGCGCUGGAACAAUGGAGCGGCCGCCGCUCCCCGCCUAGGGAUGCGGGCCGGCCGCGGGGCAGCGAUCCCAGCCCAGCAGUAGCGCGGGCACCGCGGGCAGCGCCGGAUCCGCCGCUCGGGGUGCCCGAGCUGCCCUGACCCCCCCGUGCCCCUGCCCGGCUCCCCCCAUGCCCGCCCGGCCCCGCCAUGGAGCUCCCGGGGGGCGCCGUGCCCUGCGGCAGGGACAGGGUCAUCUCCAGGAAUGAGCUGCUCCUGCACCUCAAGACCUACAACAUCUACUACGAGGGGCAGAACCUGCAGCUGCGGCACCGGGAGGAGGAAGGGGAGCUGAUCGUGGAGGGGCUGCUGAACAUCUCGUGGGGGCUGCGCCGCCCCAUCCGCCUGCAGAUGCAGGACGACAACCAGCGCAUCCGCCCGCCGCCCUCCUCCUCCUCCUGGCACUCGGGCUGCAACCUGGGCGCCCACGGGUCCGUGCUGAAGCCCAGCACCCUGCCGGACAUCCAGGUGACAGAUGUGGACACUGCCACCGGCACUGGGAAUCCCGGGAAUGGCACAGGCAGAGCCCGCAGUGAGCAGGCAGCCCCCCGGGCCGAGGAGGCCCCGCAGCUGAUGCGGACGCGCAGCGAUGUCGGCGUGCGGCCCCGCGGCAGCGCCCGCACGGCCGGGGAGCAGCGGCGGCUGCGGCGGCACCGCUUCUCCAUCAACGGCCACUUCUACAACCACAAGACCUCGGUGUUCACGCCCGCCUACGGCUCCGUCACCAACGUGCGCAUCAACAGCACCAUGACCACGCCGCAGGUGCUCAAACUGCUGCUCAACAAAUUCAAGAUCGAGAACUCUGCAGAGGAGUUUGCUCUGUACAUGGUGCACACGAGUGGAGAGAAGCAGCGGCUGCGUGGCAGCGAUUUCCCGCUGCUGGCCCGGCUGCUGCAGGGCCCCUGCGAGCAGGUGUCCAAGGUGUUCCUGAUGGAGAAGGACCAGGUGGAGGAGGUCACCUACGACGUGGCCCAGUACAUCAAAUUCGAGAUGCCCAUCCUCAGGAGCUUCAUCCAGAAGCUGGAGGAGGAGGAGGACCGGGAAGUGAAGAAGCUGAAGCACAAGUACUCCAUCCUGCGGCUGAGGAUCGAGCAGAGGCUGGAGGAGAUCUGCGAGGGCCCCACGGCCAUGUGAGCGUCCCUGGGAUCAGCUGCACCAAACCCCAGCCCCAAAAGGCUCCUGGUGGCCCCAAACCCCCUCCCACGCCCUCAGCCCCGCAGAAUCCUCGGGGGGCUCCUCCCAGGAAGGCUCUGGCUGGCGGCAGCUUCAGCCAAAUCCUCAAAUCCCGGGGAGAAAAACAAAAAAAAUAGAGAGGAAAAGAGGAAAUGUGUGAGCAGCACCGAGGUGAGGGCUGCCAGGAUUCCAGAGCUGGGAUUUUUGGGGGGGCUCAGGUUGGAAAUGCCCAUCGUGGCUCCCCGUGAGGGUCCUGCUGCUCCACAGAAGAGAGCACAAAAAAAAAAAUUCCUCUUUUAUUUUUAGAGAGAAGCACAUUCCUGCCCUAUCACCGCAAUAAUUCCCAGGCGUCGGGAGGGUUUUGUCAAUGCCAAGGCUUGGCUGAGAUUUUGGGGGGGUUAACCCUGACCUGGGGGCUCAUGGGUGGGUUUCCAGCCCAGGAGAAAAUCCCAUUUUUCGCCCAAAGCCGUGGCCGUGGCGUGGCCCCUCUGUCCCCCCGUAAUUUGCACUAAUAUUUUGGGAUUUUGGAGAAAACCACCCUGUCCAAGCUCUCUGGUAGCUGUAAAUGCCAAAUAGCACUCGCAGGGGGGGCUGAGGGCCUCCAGCACCUCCAGGGGUCUGGGGGGGAGAGCCAGGAGGAGGGGGAGGCAGAAAGAAAGAGGAUUUUGUUUUCCAAAUCCAUUUUCUAGCCAGGAAAUGAUCCUGGUGGAACCAGGACCUGGAAAAACCUCCUUCCUCCCAGGCUAAACCAGCAAUACCCAUUUGAUACCUCGAUGUCAACUAAACCUCUGACUUCCUCCCCCUUCCCUCUGAGUUUUUGCAAUGCAUCUUUGUCAUUUUUUCCUAAUUUUAAUUUUAAUUUUAAUGGUACCUUUUCCACCUUUAACUGGCGUUGGGGAAAGUGUUGCACAGCGAGAGGAGCUUUGGGUGUGUUUGAAGGAUGAUUGUGGCACUGCUGCGUGGAUUAACAAGGAAAUAAAAUCAAAUAAGAUGUAGCAACUUCAUGCAGAAUGAA